Molecule: messenger RNA, 2031 nt
Organism: Aricia agestis (brown argus)
Lineage: Eukaryota; Metazoa; Arthropoda; Insecta; Lepidoptera; Lycaenidae
Gene: Inx7
Product: innexin inx7
Exons: 8
Coding region: 172-1422 (416 amino acids)
Biological process (GO): phototransduction
Cellular component (GO): plasma membrane; gap junction
Molecular function (GO): gap junction channel activity
Source: RefSeq, a predicted model, not a curated record
CCACGCACGUUUCAAAUCCUGAAACGUUUCUCAUUAAAGGGUUAAUAUUCGAAGACAGCAGAUGUUUAGAAUCAAGAAACGUUCCCAAUAAUUGAAGUGAAUACCUCACAUAUUUCGACCCCUUGAUUCUUGAAGUUUCCUUAUUAAAAGGGUUGACACUGACGAGCCAAGAUGUUGGUGGCUCUAAAUACGCUGACCCCGCGCAUGCGGUUCAACUUCACAAAGCCGAAGAUCGAGAACUGGGUGUUCAAGCUACACUACCAAGUGACUGUGACUGUACUCCUGGCCUUCGUGAUCCUGGUGUGUGCGAGGGAGUACUUCGGGGAGCACAUCAAGUGUAUCUCCGACCAGGGAGUGCCGGACCACGUGAUUCAGACGUACUGCUUCUUCAUGGCCACAUUUACUAUUGUCCGUCACUACAACGAGAGCAUGCUGCAGUCGGGGUUCCUGCCGCAUCCUGGCGUGGGACCACUGCAGGACUCCGACCAGACGCUCCGACAUACUUACUACCAGUGGGUGCCGUUUGUCCUGUUCCUCCAGUCCAUCUGCUUCUACAUGCCGCACUUUAUAUGGAAGAAGAAGGAAGGUGGUCGCAUCAAGGCGCUGGUGGACGGCCUGCAGUACGCGGGCCUGGCGCUGUCUGAGGAGGACGUGAAGGUGGGCAGCAACGUGGUGCCGUCCAAGGCCUCGCUCGGCAACCGCGUCGACCUUAUAAAGAAGGACAUCAUACUCAGACUACGCGUAUCUCGCACGUGGUCCACGUGGCUGGUGGCGAUGGAGGUGGCCAACCUGCUGCACCUGAUGUUCCAGGUGUGGAUGAUCGACAUGUUCCUGCACGGCAACUUCAUCUCCCUCGGCUCCAAGGUUAUCGGCUUUAGCGACUGGAACCAAAUAUCUGACCCGCUGGAGCUGGUGUUCCCGAAGGUGACGAAGUGCAUAUUCCACAAGUACGGUCCCAGCGGGUCGAUCCAGCAGCACGACGCGCUGUGCGUGAUGGCGCUCAACAUCAUCCACGAGAAGAUCUACGUGGUGCUGUGGUUCUGGUUCCUCUUCCUCUUCAUCGCCUCCUUCUUCGCUGUAAUGUGGCGUAUCGUUUCGUUCUUCCUCUACCGGCGCUCGCUCAAGUUCAACGAGAUGAUGUUCCGUCACGCGUCGCACAGCAAGUUCAACCCCUACAACGUGAUCCAGGUCAUCAACGGCUGCCAGUUCGGAGACUGGCUCUUCCUCUACUACCUCGCUAAGAACAUGAAGAGGAUUGUGUUCCAGCAACUCUUCGAAAGACUAGCCGAAGAACUAGAGAAGAGGGAUAUGCCGUACGACCAAGAUGGUCAUGAGGAGAAAGGAGCUGAACCGGUACUCAUAGGUAGAGUCGACUAUGACGACGAGACGUUACCACUCAAAGAUGAUAAGAAAUCAUCGUAAGAUGAACAGGAAACUGUAAGGACAACUGUGAUAAUUUGUGUAAUAGACUUUUAAAAAUGAAAAUUGAAGAGGAGAAAAGAAAUGUCGCGACCGGAGAUGUGGGAAAUAAUUAUUAUCAGUAAAGUGACUUGUUGAUAACGUUUUUAUUUGGAUGUGGAUGUGAUGCGAUUACAAAUAAAGAAUAAUAGAAUGACGAAAAUCUGCAACUGCUAUGGAUGUAAUAACUGUAGCUACAAACCUAAAUAAUUUCAAAUCCAAAAGUUUUCUUGUACUCAAGUUGUUACUAGUUUGAGUUUCUAUCUUAAGCUACAUAAUUGUAAACUAGUCAAUAUCAUUUAGUUUUAGUACUUAACGCACUGUUAAUGUAUUUGGUUCCUAAUUCCUAUGUAGGGCAAACCAGGGUAAGUUCUUCACAUUUUAAUUCAUACUCGCGAGUGAACUUUUAAUGUGAUUUGUAUAAAAUGGAGUGUCUGAUCGUAGAUAUAAUAAAAUAACACCACAACAACAUUAAACAUUGAAUAACAACAUUAUAGUCUUAAUUUUUAUUAAGAUUGAUAUGUAUUUUGGUAUGAAGUGCCACAAGGGACCUUUCUUAGCCCAUAUUUUUAU